AUGUAUGAGAAGUGCAGGGAAGAAAGUGGUACCUGGUGGGGGGAAAAACUAGAAUUACCCAAAAAGAGAAUUAAUGGAAAGUCAUAUAAGAAUGACACAAGUGAUGAUGAUUUUGUUGAGAAGAAAAAGGAGGUGGGUUCUGGAAAGAAUGAAAAGAAAAUGAAAAGGAAAAGAGUUGACAAGAGUUUUAUUGAUAAAAAGGGUAAGGUGAAAGGGAAAAAAGUAAUUGGAGCUGAAGGAAAAUGUAAAGAAGGGAAGGUAGGAACUGAAUUUCAAAGGUUGAGUACUCGUAUGUCUCCAAAUUCUUUGUAUCUAGCCAUGAAAAGUUUGUCAAAGAGCCAGAGAGAAAUGGUACGUGAUAUGGGUUUUGGAUCUUUUCUGGGAAUGAAGAUUGAUACACUACUUGGAAAGCUAGCGUAUUUUGUUGUGGAUAGCUUCACUUGUUCCAUAAGGGUUAGAAGUGGUGAAGUGGCCAUAACAAACGAGACAGUGCAAGCUAUGUUUGGACUGCCGAAUAAGGGUUUGGACUUUAACACGCUAGAUGAAUGUGAUAAGAAUGAUCCUUUGCUUGAAGCUUGGAAAGGACAAUAUGGGAAGAGAAAUUAUUAUAAUGGGAACUAUUUGAAGAAUAUAAGGAAAACAAAUAUUGCGGAUGAGUUGUUUAAGCUGAAUUUUUUGACGCUAUUCAUUAACACUUUUGCUGAAACAGAGACAAUGGGGUCUUGUAGAAUUAAUUUUAUUGAAAAGUUAAUUCAAUGCAAAGAUGUGUCAAGGAUUAACUGGUGUGACUACAUAGUGGACUGUUUAGGAAAAAGCAAGAAUAAAUGGAGGCCAAAUGACAAAAACUGCUACUUCACAGGACCUAUGGUGCUUCUAAUGAUGGCGUAUGCAGACAGAGUGAUAUGUGAAGAUGUCAAUUUCUGUAGGCAUAGGCCCUUCAUCACAAAAAAUGAUUCGGAACACCUUAGAGUGUUAGAAGAAUAUGAAGUAAGCAGGGGUGUAUUUGGAAAUCUAACGUUAAGGGAAAAUGUGGAUGGUGUGUUUUAUGAUGCGAUGAUGAAUCAAGAUAAUUCAAAAGAUAUAUCAGUUGAGGAGAGUUGUGGGAUUAUUGAGAGAAUGGUAGGUACGUUGGUUGAGCAGAAGAAGGUUGUAGAGGCAAAUAGUUUGAUGUGUAUGGAAAUACAUCCGAAUAAUGAUAAAGUGAAGGCAGUGAUUAAGAAGGUUGUUGACAUCUUUAAUGGGACUACACUGAAAGCCUUAAUUGCAGAAGGGCAUGAAGAUAGAAUGGAGGUUGAUGGUACAAGUGUGAAGGCAACAGAAGGAGAACAAACAGAUGAGGAUAUGAACCAACUGAUUACUAAGUUGACAAAUAAGAUGGGGGAGAAUUUACUUAGUGGACAAAAAGUUAAUUCUGAAUCAAAUGUGGAUGCCUCUUCUCAUGGAAUGGAAGGAAUGUCACCGACUAUAGGAAUGGAAGUUGUAAUGUACAAUGGGAAUUCUACUUUUGAUUCUCCUUGUAUAUUGACACAUGGUUGGAUAAAGCAAGCUGAUAAAAUUGAAAGGAACAACUCUAAAAAGAGUAGUAUGUUAAAAAAUGAUUGUCCAUCGUUUGAAGCUAGACUUAAUCAAUGCGCAGAUGAGAUGAAUACUACAAAAGGGAAUGACGGUAAAGAUGAUGCAAUUGUUGAAAAGGAAGUUGAGCAAAAAGAAAUACUGGUUGCACAAGCAAUUAUUGGAUUAGGAAUGGAUAAAAGGGAGCUCGUAUGGGAAUCAAAAGAAGGGUUUGGAAUGCAUCUACAAUAUGCCAGAACUCUUGCAGCAAAAUUGAAUAUUCAUUCAAAUGUAAUCGACUGUUGGAGUGUUGUACUAAACAAAUUGGAAGAGAGUAAGGCAGAUUCGUCAUAUUCUAGACUUUUUUUUUACAAUAGCACACUGCGUGAAUCAAUGUAUGACGUGAAGGUAAACGAAGAUGUGAGAUACAAGGAGUUUGAAGUUAUGGUCUCCUCAGCAAUUGAAGAUCUUACAAAUGAUUCUGAGCUAAAAAUGUGGAUUUGUUUUUCACUUUUGAUAAUUAAUCAAAGAAGAUUGGUGGGGACAGUUGAGUCGAUGUAUGGGAACAUACCCCGUGUGUUGCAAAAAAUUUUCUGCCAUUUUCUAGAUGAUAUCUGUAAGAAGAGGGUGAAGACCCUGAUGACAAGGAAUGUGGUGGUGUUGAAAAUGAAGUGUCAAGCAUACAACCGUUCAGAUGAUGGUGGAAUCUAUCUUAUGCAACAUAUGGAGAGUUUUAUGGGGGAUCAAACAUCAAAGUGGGAUUGUGGGCUAGCUGUGGAUUUAAAAACACAAGAUAUGUAUUUACAAAAGUUAAGGUACAAGUAUUUGGUGAGGUUGUUGUUGUCUGAUCAUAAUAUUUUGAAGUGUGAGUUUGAAAAGGAGUACGCAAAGUUUGUUAAAAUGGAUAAGGCGACAAGGAAGAGAAUAGUUCAGGAGAAUCUAAAAGUAGUCUUUGAUGAAGCAAUUGGUUAA
Molecule: messenger RNA, 2523 nt
Organism: Lactuca saligna
Lineage: Eukaryota; Viridiplantae; Streptophyta; Magnoliopsida; Asterales; Asteraceae
Source: the annotation of a GenBank genome assembly